AUGGACCCCCGGGGACCAGUCCGUCUACCCUCCCAGCAGCCUGAGAAGCCUGUUCGCGUUCGCCGUCGCAAGACUAGGAGGGAGCGAAACAAGGCCCUGGUGAGCGGCCACCGGCCAUUAGCUCAUCAGGACCGUCCGGUGUCCAGUCAGGAUCCUUGGGCGAUCCUCCAGGAUCCCGUGGCGUCUGCAGCCCGCAAGCUUGUCGUCAUCACUCAAGGCAGGCUGAGCCGGGAGCACCGGGGUCUCUUCAGCCACGAGGUGAAAUCCCUGGACGUAGCCCGGCUGCUCAGUGGUGACUCCUUGGAGCCCUGUACCCCUCUGCUGCCCAGCGCGCUCUCCUGCAGCCCAGUCAGGAUCCUAGAACCAGCCAUACAGUCCAGAGACAAGGAGAACUGGCUACCAGAAGGUUCAGGCCCAGGCCCGCCAAAUUCCCCAGAGCUUCCGGUGUUGGGGCGGCUGCUGGAGGAACUGAAGUGCCAGGUGGCCCUGCCACCAGCCUUCCCCAGGAGGAACCUAGUGCAGGAGGCCAGAGACACCAUCCUGAGAACCUUGCAAGGCUGCCAUGGCUGUGUGCCUGACCUUGCCCUGGUGCUCCAAGGUCACCAGCCACCACCCUUGCCCGAGACCAAACCGAGGGCCCCUGAGAGACGAAGGACAGCGCCUUCCUGUGUCAGCGCUCCUGAGCAUGCGCCAAGGGAAGGGAGGCAAAGGACUCCACAGGCACCAAAGGGGCACCACGUUGCCCUAACUCACACUCGCAGCAGCACCCCUACACACAAGGCCAGCCAAGUGCCACUUACAGAUCGCCAGCUGCCGUUCUUGUCCUCGGUGUCUUCACCAUCUGGAGCAGCUUGGGGUCCCCCAACAGCUUUCGAUAUGCUGAAGAGCAUCUGGCUCAUAGCCACCCCACCCCAGCCCCUGCCCUGGGAUGUCUGCCCACCUCAGCCCCUCCCUCAGCCACCGUCACCCUUGCUGCCCCGAACAUCUGCCUUGGACUGGAGCCCCAACCCUCCUGGCCCACUACCCAGUCUCUCCUGGGUGGUGACUCAGAGCAGUCCAGAGGCUUGGUCCUUCCCCCCAAUGAGACUAUACUGA
Messenger RNA from Acomys russatus (golden spiny mouse), 1095 nucleotides. RefSeq names its product proline rich 19 (gene Prr19). The transcript is spliced from 2 exons. The record is from RefSeq and is a predicted model, not a curated record. NCBI's taxonomy places the organism in Eukaryota, Metazoa, Chordata, Mammalia, Rodentia, Muridae. The coding region runs from base 1 to 1095 and encodes 364 amino acids.